AUGCUACAACUCACCGCCGACCAACACAACCGCCUCGUCCAGACGGAGCGCGUCAUCUUGAUAGCCACAGGCACCAACGAGCAAGUUAUCAUCAACAAGGGAUUCCUCGCCCUCCAUUCCACCUUCUUCGCCCAAGUCGUCGAUAAACCCAGCGCAGUCGGUGAAGACGGCCAAGCCACUUUCGAGGUCGACUCCGCCGCGACCGCCAUCAAAGUCUUCGUCCGCUGGUGUUACGAAGGCCACUUCCGCCCCAUCAAUGUCGCCACCGCGGGUGAGGCCCAGCUCAAUCAGCGCAAGAUGCUGCUUAUCGACCUUUGGAUCUUUGGCGAGAAAUACGGCAUCCCCGCCAUUCAGAACGAGGCGAUCGAGCACCUUGCACAAGUCCUCACAACCCAUCCCCAUCUCCUCACCCGAGAAGACGUCGAAUACAUCCUCACCCGAACCCCCGUCGAACAAGAAUCCAACCCGCUAAAACACCUCCUCGUCAUAACCAUCAUCUUCCUCCUAGAAGUCGGCGCAAAAGGUUCCAACGCAGACGCAGGCUUGAAGGCGUAUGAGCAGUGCGCGCAAGGGUUCCCGGGGUUCAUGUCGUUGAUGCUGAAGUGGCAGCGGGCGUGGUUGAUUGUGAAUACGAGUGGGAAGAGUCGUGCGAGUGUGGAGAGGUUGGGGGAGUUUGUGGCGAGGGAGGGGGUGGAGAGGUAUUUGGUUGUGGAGGAGGGGGAGGUGGAGGAGUGGGUGCGUAGGAAGUAUGGGUUGGGUGAGGAGAGGGAGGUGGAGGUGGAGGUGGAGGUUAUUGUGAUUGAUGAUGAUUGA
Messenger RNA from Fulvia fulva, 813 nucleotides. RefSeq lists its product as uncharacterized. The record is from RefSeq and is a predicted model, not a curated record. Bases 1 to 813 code for a protein of 270 amino acids. Lineage: Eukaryota; Fungi; Ascomycota; Dothideomycetes; Mycosphaerellales; Mycosphaerellaceae. The transcript is spliced from 2 exons.